CGAAGGCUGCUACCCGGUGGUCGGCUGAGCGGCUCUAGCCCAGCUCUCAGACGGCUGAGUCACUGCCGCCCGGCCCGGCCCGGCCCGGAAAAGACUAGCGCCGCCGCCGCCGCCGCGGCCGCCUCUCGGGCUCCCGGGCUCUCGGGGUCCCGGGCCUUUGCACCUGUCUUUUCCAGCUGGGCACAAAGCCUUUUGCUGUCGCCGUGGCGACUGGCGGCCUAGCGAAGACCUCCUUUACUUUUAAUCCCCCUCAUUUUCCAGUCCAUUUUCUGCUUAUUUUCUGGUCAGUCCGUGACCCUCUAGGUGGGCUUGGACCCGCGAUCGAUUUGCCGCCCUCAGGGCGCUGGGCAGCCCGGCUGCUUCCGAGGUUGGGGCAGCCUCCGCGGUCUCCAUGGUAACGGCCUCGCCGGCGUUUCCGCCUAGGUGGGAAGAUGCGGCCUGCCCUGCCCGCCGCCUCGCCCCCGGCCUUACGGUGGGACCCCGGGCACUGAGGACGAAGGUCCCGGGCGCCGGCCCGCGGGGCAACGGGCACUAGUGAAAUCCCAUUCUCUGGCUGGAGACACAGAUGGCCUCAAAUGAGAGAGAUGCUAUAUCGUGGUACCAAAAGAAGAUUGGAGCCUACGAUCAGCAGAUAUGGGAAAAGUCAAUCGAACAGUCUCAGAUUAAGGGUUUGAAAAACAAACCAAAAAAGAUGGGCCACAUAAAGCCAGACUUGAUUGACGUUGACUUAAUCAGAGGGUCAACAUUUGCCAAAGCAAAACCUGAAAUUCCAUGGACAUCUCUGACUCGGAAGGGGCUUGUUCGAGUUGUAUUUUUUCCAUUGUUCAGCAAUUGGUGGAUUCAGGUUACCUCUUUAAGAAUCUUUGUUUGGCUGUUACUACUUUAUUUCAUGCAAGUUAUAGCAAUUGUCUUAUAUUUGAUGAUGCCUAUUGUGAACAUAAGUGAAGUACUUGGACCCUUGUGCCUUAUGCUACUCAUGGGAACUGUCCACUGUCAAAUUGUGUCUACUCAGAUAACAAGACCAUCAGGAAACAAUGGAAAUCGAAGAAGAAGAAAAUUGCGAAAAACUGUAAAUGGUGAUGGGAGCCGAGAAAAUGGAAAUAACUCCUCUGAUAAAGUCAGAGGAAUAGAAACUUUGGAAUCUGUACCCAUUAUUGGUGGGUUUUGGGAGACUAUCUUUGGCAACAGGAUUAAAAGAGUAAAAUUAAUAUCUAACAAAGGGACUGAAACUGACAAUGACCCAAGUUGUGUCCGUCCUAUCAUUAAGAAGAGACAAUGUCGACCAGAGAUUAGAAUGUGGCAAACAAGAGAGAAAGCAAAAUUUUCAGAUGGAGAAAAGUGCCGUAGGGAGGCUUUUAGGCGUUUGGGUAAUGGGGUGUCUGAUGACCUGUCAAGUGAGGAAGAUGGUGAAGCACGGACACAGAUGAUAUUAUUGCGUAGGAGUGUGGAAGGGGCCUCAAGUGACAAUGGUUGUGAAGUUAAGAAUAGAAAAUCAAUACUUUCAAGGCACCUAAACUCUCAGGUAAAGAAAACCACUACAAGGUGGUGUCAUAUUGUGCGGGAUUCAGAUAGUCUAGCUGAAUCAGAAUUUGAAUCAGCAGCCUUUAGCCAGGGCUCUAGAUCUGGUGUGAGUGGUGGCUCUCGAAGCCUCAACAUGUCAAGAAGAGACUCAGAAAGCACCCGCCAUGACUCGGAGACUGAGGAUAUGUUAUGGGACGACCUGCUACAUGGCCCAGAGUGCCGGUCAUCUGUCACCAGUGACAGUGAGGGGGUUCAUGUGAAUACCCUUCACUCAGGGACCAAACGUGACCCCAAAGAGGAUGUUUUUCAGCAGAAUCAUUUGUUCUGGCUUCAGAAUUCAAGUCCUUCCUCUGAUCGAGUUAGUGCAAUAAUCUGGGAGGGGAAUGAGUGCAAAAAGAUGGAUAUGUCUGUGUUGGAAAUAAGUGGCAUCAUCAUGAGCAGGGUCAAUGCCUAUCAGCAAGGAGUAGGUUAUCAGAUGCUGGGAAAUGUUGUCACUAUCGGAUUAGCAUUUUUUCCAUUCUUACAUCGACUUUUCCGUGAGAAGAGCCUUGACCAGCUAAAGUCCAUUUCAGCUGAGGAGAUCUUGACUCUCUUUUGUGGGGCACCACCUGUUACACCUAUUAUUGUUUUGUCCAUAAUUAAUUUUUUUGAAAGAUUGUGUCUUACUUGGAUGUUUUUUUUCAUGAUGUGUGUGGCAGAGAGAACAUAUAAACAGAGAUUUUUAUUUGCAAAACUCUUCAGCCAUAUUACUUCUGCCAGGAAAGCUAGGAAAUAUGAAAUACCUCAUUUCAGACUUAAGAAGGUGGAGAAUAUUAAAAUAUGGUUAUCACUGCGUUCCUAUCUAAAGAGACGGGGGCCACAGCGUUCAGUUGAUGUGGUUGUAUCCUCAGUCUUCCUACUGACACUUUCGAUUGCUUUCAUUUGUUGUGCUCAGGUUCUCCAAGGACACAAAACUUUCCUGAAUGAUGCUUAUAACUGGGAGUUUUUGAUCUGGGAAACAGCUUUACUACUUUUCUUAUUGCGUCUGGCCUCAUUGGGGUCUGAAACCAAUAAGAAAUACAGCAAUGUUUCGAUAUUACUUACAGAACAGAUUAAUUUAUAUCUUAAGAUGGAAAAAAAGCCAAAUAAGAAAGAACAGCUUACUCUAGUAAACAAUGUAUUAAAGCUGUCCACCAAGUUGUUGAAAGAGCUGGACACACCGUUUAGACUCUAUGGACUGACAAUGAAUCCCUUGAUCUACAAUAUCACAAGAGUAGUUAUCCUUUCUGCUGUCUCAGGUGUUAUAAGUGAUCUUCUAGGAUUUAAUAUAAGAUUGUGGAAAAUUAAAUCAUAAGCUGAGUUAAAUGCCUGGACUCUCCCCUGACUGGUAUCAAAACUUACCUAUCAAGGAAAGAGAUGACUGCAGAAACCAGUGAGAUACCCACCUGCUUGUUCACAUGCACGGGUGCUCUCAGCUCUGCCAAAGCGAAUGAAUGGUGUUUCCAGAGGAACAAGUCCUUUUCCAACUGGGCGUGCAUGCUAAAAACCUGUAUCUUCAUGCUUUUCAAACAACACGAAUAGUCAGCCGACUAAAGACACUGUGUGUUUUGGUAACACAAGGACAAUUUUGUAAGUUAGUAAAUUUAUUAUGUGCACUUCUGUACUGUGACAGUUACGUUUACUGGCCAUAGUCUUUUGGGCAACUAUGGUAGAUGCCCAAAGCAUGAAGCAAAUGUCUUUUAUUGGAAAUAUGCAAAUUCAAUAUUUUUACAUUAUAGUCUAUAGAAUUGGAGAUCUCAUUUCUCUAUCAAAGACAGAUCAAACUAUUUUAGGUUAAAUCCAAAUAAAAGAACUUUACUGGAGACU
Messenger RNA from Mandrillus leucophaeus (drill), 3366 nucleotides. RefSeq names its product putative homeodomain transcription factor 1 (gene PHTF1). The record is from RefSeq and is a predicted model, not a curated record. The transcript is spliced from 20 exons. Lineage: Eukaryota; Metazoa; Chordata; Mammalia; Primates; Cercopithecidae. Gene Ontology annotation, cellular component: endoplasmic reticulum. Bases 566 to 2854 code for a protein of 762 amino acids.